AUGGCAGACAGCUGGCGUUUUUCUAUCCAUUUUAGGACCUGGCUAGGUGCAUCUUCUUUUCUUUCUUGCGUUGGAUGGUCACAGGGCAAUUUAUUGCUCACUAGAAAAUCUAGUGUUGUUUUGGAGGGAAUUGUCAUUGUUGCUAAAACAUGGCUGCAUCCAGGGAAUAAAGUUCAGUCAGUGACCACACUUGGGUUCUCUCUCUCUCUCUCUCUUUCUCUCUCUCUCUCCCUCUCCUUCUCUCUUAUCCUCACUCUCCUUCUCUGUCUAUCCCUCUCCCUCGCCCCUCCACCCCUCUCUCUCUCGUUCCAUUUCUAUCUCCCUCCCUCCCUCCCUCUCUCUCACUUUCUCGUUCCAUUUCUCUCUCUCCCUCCUUCUCUCUCGGUCGAAGAAAAUCGGGGUACAAAAGCCAGCACGAAAGGACAUGGGUGCAAUCCUUUGAGAUUCCUUUAA
Molecule: messenger RNA, 453 nt
Organism: Acanthosepion pharaonis
Lineage: Eukaryota; Metazoa; Mollusca; Cephalopoda; Sepiida; Sepiidae
Source: the annotation of a GenBank genome assembly